Messenger RNA from Suillus paluster, 2712 nucleotides. RefSeq lists its product as uncharacterized. Bases 1 to 2712 code for a protein of 903 amino acids. The record is from RefSeq and is a predicted model, not a curated record. Lineage: Eukaryota; Fungi; Basidiomycota; Agaricomycetes; Boletales; Suillaceae. The transcript has 14 exons.
AUGCUUCACACCCAACAUUCAUAUCAGCUCCUACCACCAGCAUCUUGCAUACUGCUACAGUCGAAAGACGAGCCCAAAGAACCACACAAUGACUUCCUUGCAGGACAUGAUGACUUCUCCGCAGGCUUAUUUGACGUGGGUCAGGCUCUCAAUGAGCCUGAUAAUCUGGACACACAGUAUUUACACAAGCUCAUCCUUGUGAUGCGACAGGUCAAUUCCUUGAAGACAGGAGCAUCCCCAAUGCCACCUCCAAGCAAAUCGCCUGAUGACUGGACUCCAUACUGGGAUCAUGUCGAAUUCGAGACUGCCGAAUUCCUGUACAUGUGCAACCAGAUGUCUGCCGGGGACAUCAACGUCUUAUUGGAUCUUUGGGCUGCAACCCUCCUGAAACAUAACGACAAGCCGCCGUUUGUGGACUGCCAUGAUUUACAUAAAACCAUUAACAGUACACCUGGUGGGGUCCAGUACACGGGGGAGAAGCCGGAACACAAUGUACCACCGUGGAUGGACCCCCAUGAGGUCAUUCAGAACAUGUUGGCAAACCCAGACUAUGCCACGGAGAUGGACUACCAGCCCUACCGUGAGUUCUCGACUGACAGCAAUGAACGCCAAUGGCAGGACUUCAUGUCCUGCAACUGGGCCUGGAACCAAGCAGAUAUUAUUUCCAAAGAUCCAGAUACAACUGGCUCAACCUUUGUUCUGGUUAUACUCGGAAGCGAAAAGACGACAGUUUCAGUGGCAACUGGCGCCAACGAUUACUAUCCGCUUGGAGCAGCUAUGAAGGAGCAUGCCUCCUGCCCAAAAUAUCGGAAAUAUCGCCAGCAACUCUUUCAUUCGUCUAUCUCGAAGAUUCUUGCGAACCUAAGACCUGGCAUGACCAAACCAGAGGUUGUGCACUUUGGUGACGGGCACUAUCGGCAGUAUUAUGAAGAGCAGGUUCUAUUAGCAUGUAUAGUGCGCUCUUGGUGUCCAAGGUGUAUGUCACACCGCAAAAGUUUGGACUCCAAGUCGUUGUGUCGCAAUCGUGACCAUACAGAAGCACUCAUUGAAGAAGUAACAUCUACUGAUCUGUGGGACGAGUAUGGGAUCAUAAACGACCUCAUCAUAAGUCAUGCAUCUUCUCAUAGAACUGCACCAUUUACAAAUGACUUCCCUCGAGCUGAUAUUCACAAACUUAUCGCGCCGGACCUCCUACAUCAAUUGAUCAAGGGGACCUUCAAGGAUCAUUUAGUUGAGUGGGUUGGAAAAUAUCUGCACCAUGUGCACGGAAAGAAAGGAGCAGAGAAAAUCCAAGACGAUAUAGAUCGAAGAAUCGCUGCGGUUGCUUCAUUCUCAGGUCUUCGACGUUUUCCACAAGGUCGAGGAUUCAAACAAUGGACCGGCGAUGAUUCGAAAGCGCUUAUGAAGGUUUAUCUACCUGCCAUUGAAGGUCACGUCCCAACGGAUGUGGUCUGCACAUUUCGUGCAUUUCUUGAAUUCUGCUAUCUCGUAUGGCAUAAUAUCAUCAUGGAAUCCAUACUGGUUCAAAUCCAGGACGCUCUCAACCGAUUCCAUCAUUACAGGAAGAUCUUUGAGUCCAUGGGUGUCGUUCUCACAUUCUCCCUCCCUCGACAACACUCUUGUUCCCAUUACAUCCUCCUUAUCCGACAGUUUGGCGCACCCAAUGGUCUUUGUUCCUCGAUCACCAAGACAAAGCACAUUAAAGCCGUAAAGGAACCAUGGAGGUGCUCGAGUCGCUACAAAGCCCUUGGUCAAAUGCUGGUGACAAACCAGUGCCUUGAUAAACUUGCAGCCUCAUGUGUUGAUUUCAAGAGCCGCGGGAUGCUGAAUGGCACCUGUCUGUUGGAAACGCUUCGAGCAUUAAAGUGGUUGCAGUUAAAUACAGAGCCUAAUACUGACCAGCCCGACCAACCCAAUGAGAAUAGCAUUCUGCCACUCCCUGACCUCGACGUCACUAUACAGGGCGACAAUGAAGAGGGUGAAAUUAUCGAUGGCCCAACACUGGUGCAGGCCCAUGUUCAGUUGGCAAAAACACCCCAACGCACACGUGCACGAACUGUACCUGACUUAUCUGCAGAACUCACUAUCCCCCAUCUCUACAACCUCCUCCACCAAUUCCUAUUCGAACAAGUCAACCCAGAUGACCAGCGGUCUCCCUCUGAAGUCCCACUUGCAAGUUGUCCUCGAAUCGAUGGCAAAAUUCAAGUCUUCAACUCCGCGUCUUUGAUGUUCUAUGCACCUAGCGACCGCAGCAGGAUUGGUGGCAUGCGCCGGGAGCAUAUUCAUGCUUGUCCUCUUUGGAGAAACAAGGCACCGCAAUAUGACUGUGUGUUUGUGAACACAGAUGCAGGUGUCGAAGGGAUGAGGGGGAUGGACAUAGCAUGCGUGAUGUGUUUUUUCUCCUUGACGUUUGAAGCAGUUUCAUACCCAUGUGCUGUGGUGCAUUGGUUCAACAAAGCCAAUGAUGAUAGACCCGACGAGGACACUGGGAUGUGGAUAGUACAUGCCCUUAAUUUCCGGGGGACAGAGGGGAAGUCCGACGGAAUUGGAAUCAUUCACAUUGAUUAUAUUUAUCACGCCGCGCACCUCAUCCCAAUCUACGGAACACAUGCCAUCCCACAGAACCUCAAACACUAUGACUCCUAUGAUGCUUUCCGAGCAUUCUAUAUAAACAAGUUUGCAGAUCAUCAUGCAUUCAAGAUCGCAUCUUAG